Abrus precatorius (Indian licorice) is the source of this 1004-nucleotide messenger RNA. Its product is annotated as phosphoglycerate mutase-like protein 1. The transcript has 11 exons. Gene Ontology annotation, cellular component: cytoplasm. Bases 49 to 873 code for a protein of 274 amino acids. The record is from RefSeq and is a predicted model, not a curated record. Gene Ontology annotation, molecular function: phosphatase activity. NCBI's taxonomy places the organism in Eukaryota, Viridiplantae, Streptophyta, Magnoliopsida, Fabales, Fabaceae.
CUACGUUAUACCGAACCACCCCUCUCCUCGCCCAUCUCUUCUUCUGGUAUGGAUGCUGCUGCAGGUCAAAGUCUCUAUCCAUUGCACCGUUGCAAAACUAUUCACCUGGUUAGGCAUGCCCAAGGGGUUCAUAAUGUAGCAGGAGAGAAGAACCAUGAUGCAUACUCAUCUUAUGAUUAUUUUGAUGCGCACCUAACCCCUCUUGGAUGGAAGCAGGUUGACAAUCUGCAAAAGCAUGUGAAUGCAUGUGGACUUUUCAGAAAAAUUGAACUCGUUGUUGUUUCCCCGUUGUUAAGAACCAUGCAAACAGCAGUUGGAGUCUUUGGUGGUGAAGCAUACGCUGAUGGGAUUAGUGAACCUCCUCUGAUGAUGGAAAAUGUUGGACAUUGUGAUCAUCUUGCAGUUUCUAGUCUGAACUGCCCUCCAUUUAUAGCAGUAGAGCUUUGCCGAGAGCAAUUGGGAGUUCAUCCUUGUGAUAAGAGAAGAACCAUCAGCGAGUACAAGAAUAUGUUUCCAGCAAUUGAUUUUUCACAGAUUAAAAGUGACGAGGACGUUUUAUGGAAAUCUGACAUUAGAGAGAAGACAGAAGAUGUCACUGCCAGGGGACUGAAGUUUUUGGAAUGGUUAGGGAAACGUAAAGAGAAGGAGAUAGCAGUUGUUACCCACAGCAGUUUUCUGUUCAAUACCCUGAGUGCUUUUGGUAAUGAUUGUCACCCAAAUAUAAAGAGCGAAAUUUGCAGACACUUUGCUAAUUGUGAGCUGCGUUCAGUGGUUAUCGUUGAUAGAGGUAUGAUUGGAUCGAGCGAAUCAAUCACAAACUAUCCCGGCAAGAUUCCCCAUGGCCCUGAUCUUCCCAGCGAUGCUGCUGAGUAAAAACUUUUAGGGAAUGGGCUUAAUUGUUUUGUCCACCCGAAUAUACUAUAUCCUUAGGAGCAGUUUUAAAAUUCAAGUGAAUUGAUAACAUGUAGGUGCCAAAUUUAUAUGAUGAAAAAAUGGAUGCCAAC